AUGCCAGACGCUCUAGCACUUCCGCGAAGGCGGCAGCGGGCUGUAGAGGAGUCCGACUCUGAUAGCGAGGAAGCGGAUCGUGAUGGCACCCCGUUCUCGCAUACUUCAAAUGGCAGCAAACGCGUUAGAUUAAGCACCGGAAGCGAUGCCGGUGAAAUUGAAGCAAAGGAGGGGGGUUUAUCUGAUGAUGAUGGUGAAAAUAAGCUAUCAGCAACAGGGUUCCUUGGAGCAGAUACCUCUGAUAUGACAUCGUCAAAAAAUCGGACGCGUGUGGGGGGUUCUCGCAACCAGGGCAUAGGGAAUGCGGGAGCCCUCGAACAUCUUCCCGGCUCGAUUGUGAGAGUGAAACUAACGAAUUUCGUGACUUACACCUCUGCCGAAUGCUACCCAGGGCCGAGACUUAACAUGGUGAUCGGGCCUAAUGGAACAGGAAAAAGUACUUUUGUUUGCGCCAUUUGCCUAGGACUUGGUUGGGGGCCAGGAUACUUGGGCCGAGCUAAGGAUGUUGCUGAGUUCGUGAAGCAUGGUGCCGACGAAGCUAUUAUUGAGAUUGAGCUUAAGGCCGGAGCAGACAUGAAUCAAAACCCGAUCAUCUGCAGGACCAUCAAGCGCGAGGGCAAUAAGAGCAUGUUUACGAUAAAUGGAAAAGCCGUUAGGCAGAAUAUGGUGCUAUCUCUUGCAAAAUCAUUUUCCAUUCAAAUCGACAACCUUUGCCAAUUUCUCCCGCAAGAUAAAGUCAGCGAAUUUGCUGCAUUAUCCCCUGUGGAGCUACUGCAUUCUACACAACGAGCUGCUGCCGGGCCUGAGAUGGUGAAGUGGCAUGACGACCUCAAAGAAUUACGGGCGGCACAAAAAGACAUACUGGAAGAGAGUACCGCUCAGAGAGAGCAUCUGGCAAACCUAGAGAAACGCCAACAAAUGCAACGUGAGGAUGUAGAAAGAAUGAAACAGCGAGAAGAGGUAAAAAAACGUUUAAAAUUGUUGGAACUUUUAAGACCACUUCCUCGAUAUUCUGAGUGCCAUAAGGAGUCUCUUGCCCUUAUGGAACAAAAGCAGAGGUUGACACGAGAGCAAGAUGAAUUACAACAACAACUGGAACCAGUAUUAAGGGCUGUCAACUCAAAAAGAGAAUAUUAUUCUAAAGUUGAGGCUGUACUCAAGCAGAAAAGAACCCUUGCUGAGAAAGGAGAACAGGCCGCAACCAGGAUCUCUAACAGAAUGGUCGAGAUUGAGGAUAAAAUGAAGGGCUUGAGCCAUCAGAUAGACGCAGAAAAGAGAGGCGGCUCGGGCCAGCUGGAGGAGUGUAAGAGGGUUCAACAGAGCAUCAAUAAGCUCCAACGUCAAAUUGAAGAGGGGUCUGCGGAGUUUGAUGCUGCCGCAUAUACCGAAAAAAUACGUGAGUGUGUUCGACGAAUACGUGAAACAGAAGAUAAAGCGAAGGAAAUCCAUGUCAAAAAGAGAACCACCAUCCAGAACCUGGAAGAUCAUAGAAUGAAGAUUGCACGUGCUGAGAAACGAUUACAAGACCUCAAAUCCCAGUCAGGUCAACAAGAAGAAAAGCUAAGGCGAAUAUCCGCGGAUUCAUGGAAGGCCUGGCAGUGGAUAAGAGAGCACCAGGAUCGGUUUGAAAAGCGCGUGUUUGGUCCUCCAAUUGUAGAAUGUUCUGUAAAGGACUCAAGAUACGCCAGUGCCGCGGAAUCUCUUUUGCAGAGAAACGACUUUAUGGCAUUUACCACGCAGUCUCGCGCAGAUUUCAGAACUCUGCAGGGCAUUUUGAACAACGACCUGCGUCUACACGAUAUAAGUAUAAAGACAUGUACUGUAUCAACAUCCAGUUUCAACCCACCAGUUUCUGAUGAGGAGCUUCGAUCAUUGAAUUUCGAUGGCUGGGCAAAGGACUUUAUGGAUGGCCCAGAGCCCGUUCUAGCUAUGCUGUGCAAUGAGAACAGAUUUCACCAAACUGCCGUCACUCUGAGGGACAUUUCAGAUGAAGAGUACCGCAGGCUGGAGAGCAGUAAUAUAAGCACCUGGGUUGCUGGGAAUCAAAAUUAUCAAGUCGUGCGACGACGUGAAUAUGGUCCAAGUGCAUCCACUACUAGGGUACGGCAGUUACGACCAGCGAGAAUGUGGACUGAUAAACCCGUCGAUUCGUCUACUGAAGAUGAACUAAGAAAUUGCGUUACGCAAUGGAAGAGCGAGUUGAGCGAGAUAGUUGCUGCAGCAGAGCAAGAAAGGAGUGCGCUGCAGCAGCUAAAGGAAGAAAACGAUGAGGCCUCUAGAGAAAAGACCAAAUUUGAGAAAGAAAAGGCGGAUAAACAAUCAGCAAUGGUGAUUUAUCGAUCUCUCCCCACGAAACUUGCGCAACAAAAGGAAAAACUGAAAACUGUCAAUGAUCGAGUGCAGGCAAUCAGAGACAGAGUGGAAGCAUUACGAGAUAAACAAGAUGAAUUUGCUGUUGACAAAGCCGCAGCAGCUAUUGACUACUCCGCUGCGGUAAUCUCGCUAUGCAGUAUACUUGAAGAGGUAGCUCGCAUAGAGAUCCUGGCGAUAGAGGCUAUGUCCGACUUGGAUGUAUUGAAAGAGCGGAACAGUGAAUUUACCAGGGCGCUCGAGGAUAAAGGAGUAGAAGUUGAAGAUGCGAUCCGAAGGUUAGCUGAAGCUAGGGCGAAGCUUCAGGAGGCCAAGAGGGCCGCACGCGCUAUUGUAGGCCGCAUGACAUCAGUACCUGGCCUCAGAGAAAUUGGCGAAGAGGUCAAGCAUCACACCAUCGCACAGCUAGAAGCUGACAUCGACUCCGAGAAGGCUAGGCUUGAGCUGACACACGAAGGAAGCAGCAAUAUCAUACAGGAAUUUGAAGACCGACAAGCACGCAUUGAACGGUUGAAAGAACAACUCGCCUCAUCGCAAGAAAAACUGACUGCUAUAGAACAAUCUAUCACAGAGAUACGGAGUGAAUGGGAGCCACGAUUGGACGCAAUUGUGUCUAAGAUCAGCGAUGCGUUCGCUGACAACUUCGCUCGCAUAGGAUGUGCAGGCCAGGUAUCUAUCGACAAGAACGAAGGCCUUCCGUCUAGUGAUGCAGGGCCUGGAAGCGACUUCGACCAAUGGUCUAUCAAGAUACAGGUCAAGUUCCGUGAACACGAGGAGCUCUCUAUACUCGACUCUCAUCGCCAGUCUGGCGGUGAGCGAGCAGUCAGCACCAUCUUCUAUCUCAUGGCACUACAAUCGCUCUCUGCCUCGCCGUUUAGGGUAGUUGAUGAGAUCAACCAGGGUAUGGACCCACGAAACGAGCGCAUGGUCCACGAGCGCAUGGUUGAUAUUGCGUGUGGGCAGGCCGAUUCGGGUACCACCGGUGGGCAAUAUUUCCUCAUUACUCCUAAACUGCUUGGCGGGUUAGUAUACAAGCCUGGUAUGACGGUACUGUGCAUUUUCAGCGGCGAAUUUAUGCCUGAGGAUUACAGCCAGCUAGACUUUAGACGGUGCGUGUUGCGCAUGAAAGAGGUUAAGGCUCAGCGAGGGAUGUCGGAGAAAUCGAAGGGUAAAAGGGCGAUGGUUGGGUGA
Messenger RNA from Microsporum canis CBS 113480, 3561 nucleotides. RefSeq names its product Spr18 protein. NCBI's taxonomy places the organism in Eukaryota, Fungi, Ascomycota, Eurotiomycetes, Onygenales, Arthrodermataceae. Gene Ontology annotation, molecular function: ATP hydrolysis activity; ATP binding. The coding region runs from base 1 to 3561 and encodes 1186 amino acids. The transcript is spliced from 6 exons. The record is from RefSeq and is a predicted model, not a curated record. Gene Ontology annotation, cellular component: Smc5-Smc6 complex. Gene Ontology annotation, biological process: double-strand break repair via homologous recombination.